AAAUUAGAGAUCGAUACCGAAAUAUUUGCAUUGUGUCCUAUAGAAAAUGGCUGAUCAAAUAAUGUGUUUCAUAGAUAGACUAUCGAGUAUCAAAUAACGUGUUAUAAGGUUAGAUAUAUAGGUUAAAAAAUACCUGGUUAGAAAUAAUAGUUUUACAGGUUUCGGUUGGAUAGCUAAUAUCAAAAGGAUCUCAUAACUUACUGACAUAUAUUUCCGUGUAUAUUAUAAGACACAUCGGUGUGUGAAUAUACUUAACUUAAAAUAAAAGAGGACACGCAUGAAGGCUCAUCGUUUAUUAUAUCAGCACGAAAAAUGGAGAAGUCCGUAUAUCCGCCUCAACCGCCGCCUUCAUACGAUUCCCUACCAGGAAUAGUGCAACAGCAACCGUUGGCCCCACCACCGCCAGUUAUGCCGAUGCAAGGUAUGUCAGGAAUGCCGGGGAUGUCAGAAAUGGCAGGUAUGUCGGGAAUGCCGCCCGCACAGAUACAUUGGAUGGCCCGGCCACAAGGUGGACUCACCUGUCCUCCUGGUUUAGAAUACCUGAACCAAUUGAAUCAGCUGUUCAUGCACCAAGAGAUAGACGUUAGUCCUGGAGGGAUGUAUGGUCCUGUAGCAAACGCUAACUGGUACAGGAUAAUGAAUGCCAAUGGCCAACAGGUGUUUACAGCAAUAGAAGGUCCACCAAACACGAGUGGCUCCUGCGUCUGCCUUCCCGGACAAAGAGGCUACGACGUUCGGAUCAAAGACAAUAUUAACAAUGAAGUGAUGAGAGUUACACGUGACCCAAUCUGCUGCUCGUGCUGUCCAUGCCUUGGCUGUGAACACGUGGUCAAAAUAGAAGCCCCUGUCGGUCAGGUCAUAGGUUAUUUUAAGAGCCAAAAAGGCUGCGGUGGCAUUACAUUCACGAUUUCAGAUGCCGAAGAUCAGGUGGUGUUCACUAUUGUAUUUCCGUGUUGUGCGACCUCCUCGUAUCUACAAGAACAAGAAUACCAGGUAUUGGCAAGUGAUGGCAUAACUCAGGUGGCGAGAUUUACCAAACACUGGAGCAAGAUGCACUAUUUCUUCCGGUUGAAAAAAUUCUCAUUAACUUUUCCUAUGGAUUUAGAUGAGAGAAUGAAGGCUGUGUUGCUUGGAACAAUUUUCGCAAUUGAUGUUAUGUAUUAUCCGCCAGUUGAAAGCGCUGCAAGAAGAGGAAGGCGUAUGUGAAAAUGACAGUAAUAAGUUUAGCGGGAAAAAAAACUUCAAAGAAUAACACACAUAAUUAAUGGAUUUGGAGUUUUCAGCUGAUUUUCUAGCUCGUGUAAUCAGGAAUAACAAUUUCAAAAUAUUAAUACUCUUAGAAAAAAAAUCGGAUUUUGUUAUGAUAUUGAUUGUAAAAUGUAAUUUAAUGCAAUAUGUAGCAACGAGUAUGAGUAACAUGUAGUUACUAUAAUUG
Messenger RNA from Ruditapes philippinarum (Manila clam), 1435 nucleotides. RefSeq names its product phospholipid scramblase 1-like. Gene Ontology annotation, biological process: plasma membrane phospholipid scrambling. The record is from RefSeq and is a predicted model, not a curated record. NCBI's taxonomy places the organism in Eukaryota, Metazoa, Mollusca, Bivalvia, Venerida, Veneridae. The transcript is spliced from 11 exons. Bases 313 to 1206 code for a protein of 297 amino acids. Gene Ontology annotation, molecular function: phospholipid scramblase activity. Gene Ontology annotation, cellular component: plasma membrane.